Zingiber officinale is the source of this 1022-nucleotide messenger RNA. Its product is annotated as prosaposin-like. The record is from RefSeq and is a predicted model, not a curated record. The coding region runs from base 13 to 855 and encodes 280 amino acids. NCBI's taxonomy places the organism in Eukaryota, Viridiplantae, Streptophyta, Magnoliopsida, Zingiberales, Zingiberaceae. The transcript is spliced from 7 exons. Gene Ontology annotation, biological process: lipid metabolic process.
UUGGGGUCUAAAAUGAAAUUUUCUGUUCGUAUUUAUAUAAGAUUAUAUAGGUUACCUGUAGGGACGCUCGGUUCCCCAUCCGACUUCCCUUCACCUUCCUUGAUUUGCUUAUCCGAAAUCUCGCGCUCGAAGGUUUCUCCCAGAUACGACUUUGUAGAUCUUCUACCCAUUGCUAUGGGCUCAAGAUUAAGUUUUAUGCUUCUGAUGCUGGCAGUUAGCUUAGUCUCUGUAAAUGGCAGAAAUGGGGUUAUCUUCAAUGAUUUAGUUGCAGUUCUCCAAAAGGAUAGUGGAGUAGAAAGUCAAAGUGAUGUCAGAAGAAACCAAAAAUUUUGCACACUUUGUGAAGAUUAUGCUUCCCAGGCUUUAAACUACAUUGGCAACAAUGAAACUCAAAGUGAGAUUCUUAGUAGACUUAACAGAGUAUGCUCUCGUUUUCAUUUUUAUGAGAAAGAGUGCAAUUCAUUGGUAGAUCAGUAUGUGUCAUUUGUUUUCCUGGAGGUUUCAAGAAUAACUCCUGAGCAAUUAUGUGAAAAAGUGAAUCUCUGUGGGGAGGAGACUGGUCUUUUGAAACUGCCAAAGCAAGAGAAUACCUGCAACCUUUGCCAUAUUGUUGUUGUACAGACUCUUAUCAAGUUGAAAGAUCCGGAUACUCAGCUUGAUGUGGCAGACAUUCUUCUUAAGAUAUGCAGUUCAUUGGGAAAUUAUGGUCCACAGUGCCAGAUGUUGGUCUUCAAAUUUCUCCCGCAAAUCCUGAUCGAUGUCCAGACAUUUCUCGAGACAACAGACAUCUGCACUGCCAUACACGUUUGUGAAGACAAUGAACAUAGCACUGGAUCAAUGAUUGCUGAUGCUUGAUCAAUGCAAUAAACCAACACUAGAUCCAUGAUUGUUGAUGUUUGAUCAAUGCAAUAAGCCGUAUAAUCACGUAUUUUAUGAUUGAUUAUGUUGGUGCCUAAUAAAUUUCAUGCAACUCCUUUUCUGCCUGCGAUUAAACUUGAUGAAUUAGAUUCAGUUCGUAGUCA